AUGUUUUCAUUGCGCGGUCGUCUCACUCAGCUUACACCACGAACUCACUCCGUUCGCCUUUUGUCGCGCUCUGCGCGGUCUAUCCUCGAUGAUGACGACUCACCGGUUGACCUCUCGGAAGACAAUGAAGCUGUCGACGGUAUUCGCCAACGGAGUCUUGGACCACCAACGACUCCUACUCCUGCUGCUUGGCAACUGCAUCGUAACACACUAAAGACCGCCUUCCCAGAUGGCUGGAAUCCGCCCCGAAAGCUAUCACGGGAAGCAAUGGAUGGGUUGCGCCAACUGCAUCGCAUCAACCCCGAAACUUUCUCCACUCCUGUUCUUGCCGAGCGCUUCCGGAUAAGCCCAGAGGCUGUGCGCCGCAUUUUGAAGAGUCGAUGGGAGCCGUCAUCCGAAAGACGGAUGAAAUUGGUCAGACGAGAGGCAGACGCGAGGUUGGAGCGGACCUUGGGCUCGCGGGAAAGAGAACGGACAGAAACCGAGCUUGUUGUCAAGAGCAGACGAGAUUUCAAUGCUGGAAAGAAUGCUAGCGAAGGCGGUGGUGGAAAUCACAUUGUUCCUCGAAUACGAAGCGUUCAGGCUACCUUGUCGGGUGUGUCAGAAACGCCACAUUCUCCCGAUUUUCGAGAUGCUUCCCCCCACACACGGCGUCUUGGACGGAAAUGA
Messenger RNA from Mycena indigotica, 669 nucleotides. Its product is annotated as Acylpeptide hydrolase. The record is from RefSeq and is a predicted model, not a curated record. Lineage: Eukaryota; Fungi; Basidiomycota; Agaricomycetes; Agaricales; Mycenaceae. The transcript has 3 exons. Bases 1 to 669 code for a protein of 222 amino acids. Gene Ontology annotation, cellular component: nucleus.